UAUCUUUCAGGUAAAACAAGAACAAAAGACAAAUACAGAGUCGUCUACUCCGAUCACCAACGUCUAGAACUCGAAAAAGAAUUCAGGUUCUCCCGUUACAUAACAAUUAGGCGAAAAGCAGAACUGGCCCAAAUGUUGGCCCUCAGCGAACGCCAGGUUAAAAUCUGGUUCCAAAACCGAAGGGCCAAGGAAAGAAAACAGGUUAAAAAGUUGGACGAACCUCCAAAUAAAACUGGUAAAGAACCACCUUUGGCAGGAAGUUCUUCGGGUGCUUCGGAAAUGGUUCUUGGUGGUUCUUAUUUGGGUGACCAUCAUCAUUUGAUGGGAAUUUGACAAGAUGAAGGGAUUGAUGAUAGUGUCAGUUGGUAGUAAAAAGAUAAAUGAAAUUUGGAUUGGAUUUUUGGUGAUUGAACCAAAAAUGGCAGGAAAAUUUGUGAGAUUAUUGUUCGAGUUGGUGGAGGAAAAGUAAAUAAAAAUUGCACCAUAUUUUUAGUCCUUAAGGCCUUAAGCCUUACUUAGUGGUAGAAAAAUUAUUAAUGGUUGGUGGAGCGGUAUAGGUACAGUUAUUUUUCAGUGACAUUAAUAUUUACAAAAAUCCUGAAAAAGCAAAAAGUGAUUUUGAGAUUAAACUCUCCUAAUUUGGUGAUACGUUUGA
This is a messenger RNA of Ctenocephalides felis (cat flea), 655 nucleotides long. RefSeq names its product homeobox protein CHOX-CAD2-like. The annotation marks the transcript as partial. Gene Ontology annotation, molecular function: RNA polymerase II transcription regulatory region sequence-specific DNA binding; DNA-binding transcription factor activity, RNA polymerase II-specific. Gene Ontology annotation, cellular component: nucleus. The record is from RefSeq and is a predicted model, not a curated record. The transcript has a single exon. NCBI's taxonomy places the organism in Eukaryota, Metazoa, Arthropoda, Insecta, Siphonaptera, Pulicidae. Gene Ontology annotation, biological process: anterior/posterior axis specification; embryo development; regulation of transcription by RNA polymerase II.